GGCUGACAGCUGAACGUAAAGGUACAGCGACGCAGUAACAUUAGGCUCACAACAAUCACAACUAACUCCCGGUUUAAAGAGAAGGACCGACAGAUUUCGCCGCGUGACGCGUCUUUCGCACCGACCGGCGGACGUGUUUAAGUUUAUCAGAGGAACCGGUAACCUUGCGGAUAUUUUUUUUGUUCCCUUUUCACCAAGAGAGAAAAAAGAUCCGUGUCCGGAUGUGCCAGCAGUGUUGGGCUUUUUUCUCGCAUGGCGUAGGCACCUUCUUCUAAAGCCGGAUAUUCUUGAUGUUUGGUGGGUCGGAGGAGGCCCUCGGGUCCACAGUGUGUCCCGCUCACAUUAGCCAAACCUGCAAAUGUCCCAAUUUGUGUGGGAAAUGAUCAACGGGCGGAUUGAGCAAUAGAGAGGAAGUAAGCGUCGUAACACAUCCCGACUAGAAAGUCACCGGGAUUACGUGGUGUUUUUGUUUGCUGCUCGAAACCCAAACAACAACAACAACAACAACACCAACACCAACAACAACAACACCAACAACACCAACAACAACAACAACAACAACAACGACGUUUGUUUGAGCUCUUACAAGGGAGACGAAAAGAGGAGAUAUUUGCUUCCUUGUCUCGUGUGACUGUGUGUGUGUGUGUGUGUGUGUGUGUGAACCCCUCAGAGGAGAACCUUCACGAUGACGGGCAGCAGCACCCCAGCGGACAUGAUAAACCUGCGGCUUAUUUUAGUCAGCGGGAAGACGAAAGAAUUCCUCUUCUCUCCCAACGAGUCGGCAGCGGACAUUGCCAAACACGUCUAUGACAACUGGCCGAUGGACUGGGAGGAAGAGCAGGUCAGCAGUCCUAACAUCCUGAGGCUGAUCUACCAGGGCCGCUUUCUACACGGCAACGUAACACUAGGAGCUCUCAAACUGCCCUUGGGGAAGACCACAGUGAUGCAUUUAGUUGCCAGAGAGACUUUGCCUGAGCCAAAUUCCCAAGGUCAGAGGAAUAGAGAGAAGACUGGGGAGAGUAACUGCUGUGUCAUUCUGUGAAUACACACCACCGCCACCGGCCCUCCAUCCUUCUCAUCUGUUCUCACCCUCAACAUCCUGGACCUACUGAGUUUGUCCCCUGUCCUGAAACGUGUCCACAAUGCGGAUAUGCAUACAGACAAACACACGCGCACACACACACUUUUCUCCUUUUGUUUUCCCCCUCUCACACACACAAAUAGAAAGACAGCAGGCUCAGACUGAUUCGGGACACAGAGUUGGGAGCAGGAAAUUGAUUAACGAGUUGAUUCCUUUGUUCUACUUUUUUUUUUGUGUGUUAUAACUGAAAAUGAGUGGAAGGAACUGGAUUUCCAUGUGUUUUUUUUUUCUUUCUUUUCUCUUCUUAAUGCACACCUUUUGAAGCCUUCUGCCGUCACACAGACACACACAUACAUGCAAUAGGCCGACACAUAAACAACGUGUCGAACCAUCCUCGGCUCCUCAUUCUAGCUGGUUGUCAUAGUAAUGCAGUGCCCAAGUUUGUGUGUGUGUGGCCUUGUUUUCUCAUACACACCGCUGAGAAUUUUAACCACUAACAACUUGCCAACACACA
Messenger RNA from Anarrhichthys ocellatus (wolf-eel), 1595 nucleotides. RefSeq names its product ubiquitin-like 3a (gene ubl3a). The record is from RefSeq and is a predicted model, not a curated record. The coding region runs from base 686 to 1042 and encodes 118 amino acids. NCBI's taxonomy places the organism in Eukaryota, Metazoa, Chordata, Actinopteri, Perciformes, Anarhichadidae. The transcript is spliced from 5 exons. Gene Ontology annotation, molecular function: protein binding.